This is a messenger RNA of Rotaria sp. Silwood2, 2163 nucleotides long. Lineage: Eukaryota; Metazoa; Rotifera; Eurotatoria; Philodinida; Philodinidae. The record is from the annotation of a GenBank genome assembly.
AUGGUAGGAUGGUGCCGUUUGAGAUUUCGUGGUCCAUCAGGUUUUGGUGUUUAUAUUCGUCAUGGUGAAGUACUUACUCAACCGGUUAUAUCGACCAAUCAUUCUGCUCGUAAUAUCUAUACAGAAAAUCUUCGUGAUGCUACAGCAGCUGAUACUUAUGUGUUACGUGGUGAUUCUGUUAAUGAAAUUUACGAACCGAUAUUUACUGUUCAUGGUUUUCGUUAUCUAUCUAUAUUUGGUUCGCCGAAUGCGUUGACAAUGGAUGAUGUUGAAUGUCCAUUUGUACAUAGUGAAACAACAUUGAAAGGUCAUUUUUCUACAAGUAAUCCUGUCGUUAAUCAAAUUCAACAUAAUAUUCAAUGGGGUCAAUUGAGUAAUAUUAUGUCUUUACCUACUGAUUGUCCACAACGUAAUGAGCGUCGAGGAUGGAUGGGUGAUGCAGCAUUAUCUGUCGAUGAAGCAUUGUAUAAUUUUGAUUUAAUCAAAUUUUAUCAGAACUUUUUAAAUUUGAUCAUCGAUGUUCAACGAGAUGAUGGUGAAGUACCUGAUUUUGUACCAGGUAAUAGUUAUCCACCCGAUCCAAAUUGGGGUACUGCGUUACCAACAAUAACUUGGCAAGUUUAUCGACACUACACUGAUGUUCAUACACUAGAGGCUUAUUAUAAUCAUGUAGUUGCCUAUGUGGAAUAUCUUCGUAGUGUUUACAAUUUAACAGGUCUUGUCAAUUUUCCUGUCAAAUAUGGUGAUUGGGUUCCACCACCACCACAGCCUAUGACAAAUAGACAUUUAAUUUCAUCAUUUGCUUUUCUUCAUGAUGUUUAUCUUUUAAUUAACAUGUCUCAAGUGCUUGGCAAACAGGAAGAUACUAAUACUUAUACAAUAUUAUAUCAAAAACUCGCCGAAGAAUUUCAUCAAGUAUUUUUUUCAACUUCAUCAAAUUUUUAUGCGGAUGGAAUGCAAGCAGCACAAGUUCUUGCUUUAGCAUUAUCUGGAGUUGUACCUGCUAAUGUUCGAGAAGCAGUUGUCAAUCAACUGGUAAAUGACAUCAAUCAAAAAGGUGUGCAUGUAACAACAGGUAUUGUAUCUACAGCUCAAAUUUAUCCAGUUCUUUCUGAUAAUGGACAUCAUGAUUUGGCACUUGAAUUAAUAUCAUCAACAACUUAUCCAUCCUAUGGUUAUAUGUUUACAAAUUCUUAUGAAAAUGCUACUACUAUAUGGGAACUUUGGAAUGCACCACUUACAGGACCUGGAAUGAACUCUCGUAAUCAUAUUAUGUUUGGUAGUGUUGGUGCAUGGUUUUAUUCACAUUUAGCUGGUAUUGAUGUUUCAUCAAAUAUGAUUACUAUUCGACCUCGAAUGGCUUCGGAAACUAAAAAACAUCUUAUGCCAAAAUUAGAUUGCCAAUUGAAUACAUUAUAUGGUCUUGUUCAUGUUUCUUAUACACGUGAUGAACGUGAUACUAUUGACAAUUCAAUUUUACUUCGUGUUACUAUACCACCAAAUGUACGAGCACGUGUUAUAUUUGAGUCAUUAUUUAUUGGUGGACAAUGUAAAAUAUUAACUGAAGGUCAUAAGAUUAUAUGGUCAUCAGAUGUCAGUAAGCGAAAUGUUGAAGGAUUUAAUAUUGAAAAAGAUUCAAAAACAGGUUUAAUGACAGUAUAUAUUGGCUCAGGACAACAAUUAACAACAAAAAUUACACUAAUACUUAUAACCAAUCAAAUAAUCUGGCCUAAUGGUAUUGUAGCAGCAGAUCAAUUAGUUGAAUAUUCAAUGAUUGUUCCAAGCGGUUUUCUUAUUCCUGGUAAAAAUAAAGAAAACCUAUAUGUCAUUUCGGACACCAAUGCAAUACCAUUAGUACCAGAUGAUAAAAGUAAAUGGUUUUAUCAUGAUGCUGAGUUCAAAGAUAUGGAUGGAGAUGGUUUUAUUGAUAUUGUGAGUGAACAUGUAAAUAUUCCAUUUGUUGGUAAAUCAACAACUCAAUUAGUUUGGUUGAAAAAUCCAGGAAAUCAAACAAUAACUGGCCCUUGGAAACUUUAUUAUUUAUUAUCGAAUGGUGGACCAGAUAUUCAAGUUCAAUUUGCUAGAGAUGAUUCAUUACAAAUAUAUAUUCUAUUAAUAUCAAUAAAACUUAAAAACUCGUUAUGUUUAAUUUCAUUAUUCUAG